Messenger RNA from Daphnia pulex (common water flea), 496 nucleotides. Its product is annotated as mitochondrial import inner membrane translocase subunit Tim13-like. Lineage: Eukaryota; Metazoa; Arthropoda; Branchiopoda; Diplostraca; Daphniidae. The coding region runs from base 170 to 442 and encodes 90 amino acids. The transcript is spliced from 4 exons. The record is from RefSeq and is a predicted model, not a curated record.
UUGUCGUGUUUUUUCAAUGUUGGGUAGUUGAUUUGAGCAUCUGGCAACAUUGACUAGCAGACAGCAUUCUCAAUUCCAUACCAUUUCUCUGCAUGUGUCUGUGACUGUGUGUGAGUUGUGACUUGGAAGGAAAACUCGGCUUUUUCUACUAAUUUCUGACCUGUUCGUUAUGGAUUCACCUCCAAGCACUGGACGUCUGACUGGAGCUCAAAGAGAAGAAUUAAUUGAACAAGUGAAGCAGCAAGUAGCCAUUGCCACUGCGCAAGAACUUCUAACGAAAAUAUCCGAGAAAUGCUUCAAGAAAUGCAUAGCCAAGCCAAGCUCUUCUCUUGAUAGCUCUGAACAGAAAUGCAUUGCCAUGUGUAUGGAUCGUUACAUGGAUUCAUGGAAUCUGGUAUCUAAAGCUUACAGCAGCCGGAUCCAAAAGGAAAGCAUGAGAUAAAUAUUAUGUAUGUGUGGUACCCAUAGUAGAAUUCAUUACAUAAAAAAAAAAACU